AUGUAUUUGCAGUUGAAGCCGUUCAUAUCCUCACCUACUGCACUAGACCACGCCUUCGCUGCAAUCAUGGACUUCCUACCCUUUCUCAAGGAUCCCGUCCCUGUUUCACUCCCUAUACAAGAGAAACCCGCUCAAAGGGAUAGAAUCAUGCCGACUCUAGAAUACAGACACACGCCGGAGGAACUAAUCGACUUCGCAAUUGAGGGCAAUGUUUCUCGGAUAAACAAACGUGGAGCGGUGGGUGGAGACGAGUCAUUCUUCAUUGCAGACCUCGGUCAAAUCGCUAGACAACAUAGACGGUGGAAGCAAAAUUUACCAAAUAUACGACCUUAUUAUGCGAUAAAAUGCAAUUCAGAUCCUACACUUAUAAAGUCCCUCGCAGACCACGGAACAGGCUUCGACUGUGCUUCCAUCGAAGAAAUCCGAACAGUCCUCAAUCUAGGCGUUGAUCCUGCACGUAUCCUCUUUGCGAAUCCAUGUAAAUCAGCAGCUUCGUUGGUUUUCGCUAGCCAAAUGCGUGUACAACGCACAACAUUCGAUAAUAUCGAUGAACUAGAUACGAUAAAGAUGCAUAUGCCUGAAGCUAAACUUUUGCUUCGAAUCUACGCCAAUGACGAUAGUGCUCUUAUUUGUUUUGGGGAUAAGUUCGGUGCUCCGCUUGAUACUACAAGUAUUUUGUUGGCGAGAGCGAAGGAGUUGGGAUUUGAGGUUGAGGGAGUUAGUUUUCAUGUUGGAACUGGCGCCAAAAACGCAGAAGCAUUCAGCAGCGCAAUCCGUCACGCCGGCGAAGUUUUCAAACAAGCAAAUCUCUUAGGAUUCAAUCCAACAAUCCUAGAUAUAGGCGGUGGUUUCGAAGAUAGCAGUUUCGAAUCCAUAUCCGCACACAUAUUAUCAUCUCUCCGUGCAGAGUUCCCCACAGGUGUAACAGCCAUUGCUGAACCGGGCCGUUUUUAUGCCCGAAGCGCAUACACGCUUGUGUCGAGGGUUAUUUCCCGAAGACGGCAGAUGGGUCUUGCGGCGCAGAAUGGGGCUUUGGAUAUGCUUUAUCAGAAUGAUGGGGUUUAUGGGAGUUUUAUGAAUGUUAUUAUGGAGAAGGAGGUUAUGGUUCCUGUUUUGGUGAGGGGGAGCGGAGGUAGUGGACUGAAUGGGAAAGGCAAUGGGAAUACGGACAAGAGAGAGAUCUUGAAGGAAAAGAAGGAGUAUAGAUAUUCUAUUUGGGGUCCGACAUGUGAUGGGGUUGAUUGUGUGGCCAAGGAGGCUAGUUUUGGAUCUGAGGUUCGGAUUGGAGAUUGGUUGAAGUACAAUGAUAUGGGUGCAUACACUAGUACGACGGCAACUAGGUUCAAUGGGUUCAGUUCUUCUUUGGACACAUUCUAUAUUAACAGUGAGACGAUGUCGGGGUUAUAA
Penicillium angulare is the source of this 1407-nucleotide messenger RNA. RefSeq names its product type III PLP-dependent enzyme. The record is from RefSeq and is a predicted model, not a curated record. The coding region runs from base 1 to 1407 and encodes 468 amino acids. NCBI's taxonomy places the organism in Eukaryota, Fungi, Ascomycota, Eurotiomycetes, Eurotiales, Aspergillaceae. Gene Ontology annotation, molecular function: ornithine decarboxylase activity. The transcript has 4 exons. Gene Ontology annotation, cellular component: cytoplasm.